AUGUGGAUUUUGCCACCCACAUUUCAGGUGAUAAAGUGGAUCGAGAGGAAAAUACAAUUGGAACAAACUGGCUCUGGAAUAAAGGCAAAUGGGUCAGUACCACAAGCUAAGGCAGACUUUAUCGCAUUGCUUGUGAUAGUUUGGUGGACCUGUAUAAAGCAACAACAAGGCCUGCUUCAGGAUGACACCAUACCACCAUUAACAAAGCCUGAUAAAACCACUGCAAUCACGAGUGAAGAAAAGGCCCAGGUACUUGCCACUCACUUUGCAAGCAAAAUGAGUGUCCCUGACCUCGACCUAAUUCCCCCAUCCGUCCCUCUCUACACUAAAGCCACACUAAAGACCAUCAGCAUUAAAGUUGACGAAGUCAAGAAAAUCCUUCGUCAUUUAGACACGAAUAAAGCUAUGGGUGGGGUCCAGAUAAGCCCCCGUCUGCUCAAAGGUUGUGCUGACCAAUUAGCAGAGCCCCUAUGUAGGCACUUCGACGGCCACCGAUUAUUGAACGAGAAACAGUUUGGCUUUCGGGCAGAGAGAUCAGCCUCUGACCUACUUCUCGUCCAGUCAUCGUCAUGGAGUCAAGCCUUAGAUGAUGGCCAAGACACUUAUGUGAUCGCACCAGACAUCGCUGGCGCGUACGACAGGGUGUGGCACCGUGGCAUCAUCAGCAAGCUAAUGAGCUUCGGUAUCAGUGAGGAGCUCCUGGACCUUCUUCAAAACUAUCUCCAUGGAAGAUCACUUUCCCUGGAGGUGAACGGCCACUCCUCCACCGAGUGCCCCAUUCGUGCCUCUGUGCCCCAAGGUAGCGUCCUCGGACCUCUGCUGUGGAACGUCUUCUUUAAUUACAUCCUGCAACUCAUACCGGAGGCGUCCGCGUAUGCUGACGACUGCACGAUGUCAUUCAUGAGUAAGCGAGACGACCAUCAGCGAACAAUAGCGCGCAUCAAUCAGACGCUUCAGAGCCUUGUGGCGUGGAGCCGGAGAUGGCAGGUGACGCUGGCCCCGGAGAAGACACAAGCGAUGCUCAUCUCCCGUCGGAGGGACCUGGCCCCCUUGCCCGCUCCAAACAUCCUCCUCGACCGCAAAAGAUUGUCUCUGCAGGACUCUAUCAAGACCCUUGGAGUAGAGUUCGAUAGCGGCUUAACAUACACGCGUCACGUCCAGCAAGUGGCUAAAACAGCUGCAUGGAAGCUUGGAUGCAUCCGUCGCAUCAGCCACCUCCUGGACGGGCCUGGUGUAGCAGCACUCUACAAGUCGCAGGUUCGCAGUCUUAUGGAGUAUAGUCCGCUUGUAUGGUCUGCAUGUCCGCCUUCAUAUCUUCUUCUGCUGGAUCAGGUUCAGAGGAGGGCGGAAGCAAUCAUACGCUACAAAACUCGGGAACCGCUGGAUGUCACACUUCAACCAAUGCAACACCGGCGCAAUGUUGGCGGCCUUUGUGUAAUGUAUAAAAUUAACGCAGUGCAGACUCCACAUCUGUCAAGCUUACGCCUUCCUGCUCCACAGGACUCCAGCUACGACACCCGUGGUGGACGCGAGCGACAAGAGCAAGUGCGUGUGCCCUUUGUCAGGACAGAGAACCACCUGCGCUCAUAUCUGCCAAGAUAUGGCCGCCUCUGGGACCACAUGGUCAGGAACACCAGCCUCCAUCACGCAACGUCUCUACAACAGUUCAAGAAUCGCGUCAACACUUGGCUCCUCAACCAAUAG
Penaeus monodon (black tiger shrimp) is the source of this 1704-nucleotide messenger RNA. RefSeq lists its product as uncharacterized. NCBI's taxonomy places the organism in Eukaryota, Metazoa, Arthropoda, Malacostraca, Decapoda, Penaeidae. The coding region runs from base 1 to 1704 and encodes 567 amino acids. The record is from RefSeq and is a predicted model, not a curated record. The transcript is spliced from 3 exons.